Molecule: messenger RNA, 1335 nt
Organism: Prunus avium (sweet cherry)
Lineage: Eukaryota; Viridiplantae; Streptophyta; Magnoliopsida; Rosales; Rosaceae
Source: RefSeq, a predicted model, not a curated record
AUUUUUUAAAAUUUCCUCGACGUCACGACGUCGUUCCACAGCUGCCCGACAACUCCCUCCCUGCUGCUGCCCGAUAACUCCCUCCCCCAAAUGAGUUUGAACACACAAUUCAACCUUCAAACCCUAAAUCCCCAACCCCUAAUCCUACCCAACCUUCACCCAAUCCGACGGAAUUCCCUCUCUCUCUCUCUCUCUCCACUUUGUCUUGUACAAAUACAUACGACCGAAUUGGUAAAACUAACUGAAGAAACUUUGACAUCAGCAACCGCAGAAAAUACGUCCUCUAAUAAUAAUCGUUUUCUCUUUGCUGUUUAAAGUAGGGUAGAAGGGUAGAAUUAUGAGAGUGAAAAAGCAGAGGAGGCACAGGAAGAUAGUGCGGUUCUACACAGCAUGCUAUGGGUUGAGACAGCCGUACAAGGUGCUAUGUGAUGUGAAUUUUGUGCAUCACCUCGUCGUCAAUCGCAUUACGCCUGCUGACAAGGCCCUCUCUAAUAUCCUGGGUGCCCCUGUCAUGCUUUUCACCACCAAAUGCGCUAUCAGCGAGUUGAAAAAGCAAGAUCUAAGGCAUGUUCCUUCCCAUUCUCAGGCUCUUGAAGCUGCAGAGAGCCUCAUUACUGCAAGGUGCGAUCAUGAGAGAGCCAUGAGUGCUGAUGAUUGCAUCAUGGAUAUUAUUGGGCAGAAUAAUCCCGAGCACUUCUUUGUUGCUACUCAGCAGGCUGAUCUUCGUGAGAAAAUUCUCAAGAUACCAGGUGUCCCUGCUAUAUAUGCUCUGAGAACCGCUCUUUUUCUUGAGUCACCAUCUGCCGCCCAACGGCAAUUUGUCAAAACUUCUGAAGAACAACGCUUGCAUGUGACUGACUUGGAAUAUAAGAUGUUGACAAAGGGGACAAAGAAUAUGUCGACUUCUCAUCAAGAAAAGGAUUGCUCUGAUGAAGAUGGUUUUGGAGAUCAGAACUUGGAAGUGCAGGCUGUAGCAAAGAAGCAUACUGCUAGGAAAGGAUUGGGUGUGAAGGAUAAAGUUCAGUUUAAGAGAAAGAAGGCAAAGGGUCCAAAUCCCCUUUCGUGUAAGAAGAAGAAGACUUUGAAAAACCCAGAUCUUCAUUCAGUACAGGAAAGGAAGGAUGGAGAUGCUACUUUGAGGAGUCGUAAGAAGCGGAAUAGGUCGCGGAAAGGCAAAAGGCCUGUCGAGGCAGAUGGUUAAUGUUCCUUGGCUAAAAGUUUUGAAAUUUGGCUGGCUUUCACUGGAUGACGGGUUGAAUGAGCACGCUGUACUUUGGUCAAUUUGGAGGGAGAUGAUAUUUUGGGUUAUAUUAGCUUGUUUGUGUCUCCUUCAAA